GAAGGGUCCCCCCAAGAGUCCAGGGCUGCUGAGGGCUGUUUACCCUGCCUGAGACACUUCCUUUAUUGGGGUCGGGACUGAGCAGGUUCAGAGGUGUAACAGCCACCACAAGCCACCACGCUCCCCAGCUUCCUGGAUGAUGCCAGCUCGAUGCGCCCUAACGUCUGUCCUCGCUCUCCUGGUGUUGCUGGGCAGAGCCGGAGCAGGCCCUUUCUCUCCUCGGUCCAAUGUGACCCUCCCGGCCCCACGGCCCCCUCCCCAGCCAGGGGGCCCUUCUUCUCAGCUGUAUGAGCACAUUGUGGAAGGAGGGGAGAAGCAGGUGGUAUUCACCCACCGCAUUAACCUGCCCACUUCGGCUGGCUGUGGCUGUCCCCCAGGCACUGAACCCCCGGUGCCUGCUUCUGAGGUGCAGGCCCUGAAGGUCCGGCUGGAGAUCCUGGAGGAGCUGGUGAAGGAGCUCAAGGAACAUUGCUCAGGAGGGUGCUGUCCCACGGCUGCGCAGGCUGGCACGGGCCAGACCGACGUGCGCAGCCUCUGCAGCCUCCACGGUGUCUUCGACCUGAGCCGCUGCGCCUGCUCCUGCGAGCCUGGCUGGGGUGGACCCACCUGCUCAGACCCCAGCGAAGUUAAGACGCCCACCUCGUCCCCGCCCUCAGCCUCCAAGGCCUGUCCGGACGACUGCAACGACCAGGGUCGCUGCGUCCGAGGCCGCUGCGUGUGCUUCCGCGGCUACAGCGGCCCCAGUUGUGGCUGGCCCUCUUGCCCCGGAGAUUGCCAGGGGCGCGGGCGCUGCGUGCAGGGUGUGUGUGUGUGUCGCGCUGGCUUCUCGGGCCCCGACUGCAGCCAGCGUUCCUGCCCUCGCAACUGCAACCAGAGAGGACGCUGCGAGGAAGGGCGCUGCGUGUGUGACCCCGGCUACUCUGGUGAGGACUGUGGGGUGCGAAGCUGUCCCCGGGACUGCAACCAGAAGGGUCGAUGCGAGAACGGACGCUGCGUUUGCAACCCCGGCUACUCUGGUGAGGACUGUGGGGUGCGGAACUGCCCUCGGGGCUGCAGUCAGAGGGGCCGCUGUGAGGACGGCCGCUGCGUGUGCGACCCAGGCUACAGCGGUGAAGACUGCGGCGUGCGGAGCUGCCCAUGGGACUGCGGCGAGGGAGGGCGCUGCGUGGACGGCCGCUGCGUGUGCUGGCCCGGGUACUCCGGCAAAGACUGCAGCACGCGGACGUGCCCGCGUGACUGCAAUGGCCGUGGCCGCUGCGAGGACGGGGAAUGCAUCUGUGACGCGGGCUACAGCGGCGACGACUGCGGUGUGCGGAGCUGCCCCGGGGACUGCAACCAAAGGGGCCACUGCGAGGACGGCCGCUGCGUGUGCUGGCCCGGGUAUACAGGGGCGGACUGCAGCGCGCGCGCCUGCCCGAGGGACUGCAGGGGCCGAGGGCGCUGCGAGGAUGGCGUGUGCGUGUGCCACGCGGGCUACAGCGGCGAGGACUGCGGGGUGCGCAGUUGCCCCGGGGACUGUCGCGGCCGGGGGAGCUGCGAGAACGGCCGCUGCGUGUGCUGGCCCGGGUACACAGGCCGGGACUGCGGCACGCGCGCCUGCCCUGGUGACUGUCGCGGGCGCGGGCGCUGCGUGGAUGGCCGCUGCGUGUGUAAUGUGGGCUUCGCUGGUGAGGACUGCGGGAGCCGUCGGUGCCCUGGGGACUGCCGCGGACAUGGCCACUGCGAGGACGGUGUGUGCGUGUGCAACGCAGGCUACUCUGGUGACGACUGCAGCACGCGCAGCUGUCCCGGCGGCUGCAGGGGCCGCGGCCGGUGCCUGGACGGGCUCUGUUUGUGCGAUGAUGGCUACACGGGCGAGGACUGUGGCGUGAGACGGUGCCCGCGCGACUGCAGCCAGCAGGGCGUGUGCCAGGAUGGCUUGUGCGUGUGCCACCCGGGCUACGCGGGCGAAGACUGUAGCAUCCGUACCUGCCCGGCCGACUGCCACCGGCGCGGCCGCUGUGAGAAUGGGCGCUGUGUGUGCGACCCGGGCUACACAGGCCCGGCCUGCGCCACUCGCACCUGCCCAGCUGAUUGUCGUGGCCGUGGGCGCUGUGUGCAGGGAGUGUGCCUGUGCUACGCCGGCUACAGUGGUGAGGACUGUGGGCAAGAGGAGCCUCCCGCCAGCGCCUGCCCCGGAGGCUGUGGCCCACGGGAACUGUGCCGUGCAGGCCAAUGUGUGUGUGUCGAGGGCUUCCGAGGCCCAGACUGUGCCAUCCAGACAUGCCCAGGUGACUGUCGCGGCAGGGGAGAGUGUCUCCAGGGCAGAUGCGUCUGUCAAGAAGGCUAUGCUGGGGACGACUGUGGGGAAGAGGUGCCAGCCAUCCAGAACAUGAGGAUGCAUCUCCUGGAGGAGACGACGGUCCGGACAGAGUGGACCCGGGCUCCUGGUCCUGUGGAUGCCUAUGAAAUCCAGUUUAUCCCCACGACUGAGGGGGUGAGUCCACCAUUCACAGCUCGGGUGCCCAGCUCUGCCUCAGCCUAUGACCAGAGAGGACUGGCCCCUGGUCAGGACUACCAAGUCACCGUCCGCGCUCUACGAGGGACCAGCUGGGGUCCUCCUGCCUCUAAGACCAUCACUACCAUGAUCGAUGGUCCUCAGGACCUCCGAGUGGUAGCCGUGACUCCAACCACACUGGAUCUCAGUUGGCUGCGCCCCCAGGCUGAGGUGGACCGAUUUGUGGUGUCCUACGUCAGUGCCGGCAACCAAAGGGUGCGCCUGGAAGUUCCCCCUGAGGCAGAUAGGACUCAGCUAACCGACCUGAUGCCAGGCGUGGAGUACGUGGUGACUGUCACCGCAGAACGAGGCCGUGCAGUCAGCUACCCGGCUUCUAUCAGGGCAAACACAGGGUCCUUACCCUCUGGCCUCUUGGAGGCUACCGAUGAGCCUCCUCCCUCGGGCCCCUCUCCGACCCAGGGGGCCCAGGCCCCUAUCCUGAUCAUGGAGCGUCACCCGCGGGGAGAGUUGAAGGUGCUGGGCAGAAACAAGGCAGGGCGUCUCCGUGUGGCCUGGACUGCCCAGCCCGACACCUUUGCUCACUUCCAGCUGCGCAUGCAGGUGGCCGAGGGGCCCUGGGCGUACGAAGAACUGCUACCAGGAGACGCCCACCAGGCUCUGGUGCCCCCGCCCCCUCCCGGAGCCCCUUACAAGCUGUUCCUCCAUGGGAUCACCCCUGGGGGCAAGCCCUCUGUUCCCAUCACCUACCAAGGCAUUAUGGACAGGGCUGAGGAGCAGCCUGGGAAGCCAUCGGUCCUACCACGGCUGGGUGAGCUGACGGUGACUGACCUGACUUCUGACUCCCUGCUCCUGCACUGGACUGUCCCUGAGGGGGAGUUCGAGUCCUUUGUGAUCCAGUACAAGGACAAAGAUGGGCCCCAGGUGAUACCUGUGGAGGGACCCCAGCGCUCAGCACCCAUUACAUCCUUGGAACCGGGGCGCAAGUACAGAUUUGUUCUGUAUGGGCUCGUUGGCAAGAAGAGGCAUGGCCCUUUGGUGGCUGAAGCCAAGAUCUUGCCUCAGAGUGACCCCGACCCAGGAUCUCCACCCCGUCUGGGAGAGUUGUGGGUAACAGACCCCACCCCCGGAUUCUCUGCACUCUCUUGGACUGUUCCUGGGGGCCAGUUUGACUCCUUCAUGGUCCAGUACAGAGACAAGGAAGGACGGCCCCUUGUGGUGCCAGUGGAGGGGCCUGAGCUGUCAGUGGUGAUCUCCCCACUGGAUCCCAAUCACAAGUACAGAUUCACUCUGUUUGGGAUUGCCAAUAAGAAGCGGUAUGGGCCCCUCACUGCUGAUGGCACUACCGCCCCAGACAGGAAAGAGGAGUCCUCUGAGCAGCCUCUCCUGGGGGAACUGACGGUGACUGGCGUGACCCCAGACUCCCUGCAUCUGUCCUGGACCGUGGCCCAGGGCCCCUUCGACUCCUUUGUGAUCCAAUACAAGGAUGCUCAGGGGCAGCCCCAGACUGUGCCCGUCGUGGGGGAUGAGAAUGAGGUCACUGUCCCUGGCCUGGAGUCCAACAGGAAGUAUAAGAUGAACCUCUACGGGCUUCGUGGCAGGCAGCGUGUGGGGCCCGUGUCUGUGGUGGCCAAAACGGCCCCACCACACAUUGUGGGUCAGCCCCCCAGCCCCCCAGAGCCCAGCACAGAGGCCCCAGAGCCCCUCAAGAAGCCGCGUCUAGGAGAGCUGACCUUGACAGACACCACCCCUGACUCCCUGAGCCUCUCCUGGACAGUCCCGAAGGACAGGUUUGACCACUUCCUGAUCCAGUACAGGAACGGGGAUGGGCAGCCCAAGGUGGUGCGGGUGCCAGGACACGAGGACCAGGUCACCAUCCCCGGCCUGGAGCGGAACCACAAGUACAAGAUGAACCUGUAUGGCAUCCACAGUGGCCAGCGUGUAGGCCCCAUGUCUGUUGUCGGAGUGACGGCUGCAGAGGAAGAGCCCCCCAGCCCCACAGAGCCCAGCACAGAGGACCCAGAGCCCCCUGAGGAGCCGCUCCUGGGAGACCUGACUGUCACAGCAUCGUCCCCAGACUCCCUGGGCCUCUCCUGGACCGUCCCCCAGGGAGACUUUGACUCCUUCAGUGUCCAGUACAAGGACAGUGCUGCGCCCCAGGUGGUGCGUGUCGGGGGCCAGGAGGAGGCCAUCGUGAGAGACCUGGAGCCUGGGCGCAAAUACAAGUUGAACCUGUAUGGACUGCAUGAUGGCCAGCGUGUGGGCCCCUGCUCUACCAUUUCUGUCUCAGACUCACAACCAGAAGAACCCUCUCCGGCCACUGAGCCCCCGCUUGAAGCCCGUCUGGAGGAGUUGACAGUGACGGGUGUGACCCCCAAUUCUGUGAGCCUCUCAUGGAUGGUCCCUGAUGGACAGUUCGAUUCCUUCAUGGUCCAGUACAAGGACAGGGACGGGCAGCCGGAGGUGCCUGUAGCUGCUAACCAGCGCGAGGUCAAUCUCGACUUGGAUCCUGCAAGAAAAUACAAGAUGAAACUUCUACGGCUCCAUGGCAGACGACGUGUGGGCCCCCUCUCUGUGUUGGCAAUGACAGCCCCAGAUCCAGCCACUGAGACCUCCCAAGCUGGUAGUCACUCUUGGGAGAGCGGAAGUGCCAGAGGUGACCCCGAGUCCGUGGGCCUCGUGUGGACUGUCCCUGAGGGUGAAUUCGACUCCUUCGUGGUUCAGUACAAGGACAGGGAUGCCAGCCCCAAGUGGUGCCUGUGGCAGUCCGACCAACGGGAGGUCACCAUCUCAGGCCUGGAGCCCUCCCGCAAGUACAAGUUCCUGCUCUUCGGGGUCCAAGAUGGGAGACGGCACAGUCAGGUCUCUGUGGAGGCAAAGACAGGUGAAGACUCCGCCAGCCCAGGGGUCCUUCCGCGCCUUGGGGAGCUGUGGGUGACGGACCCCACGACGGAUUCCCUGCGCCUGUCCUGGACAGUCCCCGAGGGCCACUUUGACUCUUUCCUGGUCCAGUUCAAGGACAAGGGUGGGCCUCGGUUGCUACCAGUAACGGGUCAAGAGCGCACAACCACCGUCACAGGCCUGGAUGCGGGCCGCAAGUACAGAUUCCUCCUCUAUGGGCUUCAGGGAAAGAAGCGUUUUGGCCCCCUCUCCACAGGAGGGCACCACAGUCCCCCCUCAAAACCUCGCCUAGGGGACGAACUGCAGGUGACUAGUGUGACCCAAGACUUCCGUGGGACCUCUCCUGGACAGUCUCCGAGGGGCCAGUUUGAUUCCUUCGUUGUCCAGUACAAAGACAGGGACGGGCAGUCCCAGGUGGUGCCCGUGGAGGGCAGCCAUCGGGAGGUCAGGGUCUCUGGUCUAGACCCAGGCCGCAGGUAUAAGCUGCUUCUCUAUGGCCUCCGCGAAGGCAAGCGUGUGGGUCCCCUUUCUGUCAUCGCUAUGACUGGCCCCAAAGAAACAACAGAAGCUUGGACAGAGGUCCCCACGACUUCAGCUCCCGCAGUUUACCCCCGCUUCGGGAGAUGAGAGUGGAGGAUGGCCACACCUACAGGCCGCAUCUUCUCCUGGGUGGUGACAGAAGGGGUAUUUAACUCCUUCGAGGUUCAGUACACUGACAGAGAUGGGCAACUCAAAGUGGUCAAUACAGAAGGUGACCAGACUGAUAUCACCCUUACUGGUCUGGAAUCUGACCACAGAUACCUGGUGACCCUGUAUGGUUUCCAUGAUGGGCAGCGUGUGGGCCCUGCUCAAAUGAGAGCAGGCGAAGUUCCCGCGGUCAUUCUCCUCUCUCCGUGGUCCAGUGCGGCGUGGAGGAGGAGCCCCACAGAACCACCUACCAUGACUCCCGAGCCUAAGCCACACCUGGGCGAGGCUGACGUGACAGAUGCAACCCCUGACUCCCUGAGCCUCUCCUGGGACAGUCCCCGAAGGGGACAGUUUGACCAAUUCGUGAUCCAGUACAAGAACGGGGAUGGGCAGCCCAAGGUGGUGCGUGUCGGGGGCCAGGAGAGGGAGGCCAUCGUGAGAGACCUGGAGCCUGGGCGCAAAUACAAGAUGAACCUGUAUGGACUCCAUGAUGGCCAGCGUGUGGGCCCAGUGUCCACCGUGGGCGUGGACAGGCAAGAGCCACUCAACUCCUCAUCCCUGAAGCCCGCUUGGGGGAACUGACCCGUGACAGAUGCCACCCCUGUCCUGAGCCUCUCAUGGACAGUCCCCGAAGGACAGUUUGACAAUUCGAUCCAGUACAAGAACGGGGAUGGGCAGCCCAAGGUGGUGCGGGUGCCAGGGCACGAGGACCAGGUCACCAUCCCCGGCAUGGAGCGGACCACAAGUACAAGAUGAAACCUGUAUGGCAUCCACAGUGGCCAGCGUGUAGGCCCCCAUGACACCUGCGGGGACCCUGCUCACCUGUCUGUCCCCUUCUCAGCUGCAGAGGAAGAGACCCCCAGCCCCACAGAGCCCAGCACAGGCCCAGAGCCCCCUGAGGAGCCGCUCCUGGGAGACCUGACUGUCACAGCAUCGUCCCCAGACUCCCAGCUCUCCUGGACCGUCCCCCAGGGAGACUUUGACUCCUUCAGUGUCCAGUACAAGGACAGUGCUGGGCGGCCCCAGGUGGUGCGUGUCGGGGGCCAGGAGAGGGAGGCCAUCGUGAGAGACCUGGAGCCUGGGCGCAAAUACAAGAUGAACCUAUAUGGACUCCAUGAUGGCCAGCGUGUGGGCCCCGUGUCCACCGUGGGCAUGACCGAUCCAGAGGAGGAGACCAUGACCACACAGGUGGUGCCCACCACAACCCCUAAGAAACCCAUCCUGGGCGAGCUGACCGUGACAGAUGCCACCCCUGACUCCCUGAGCCUCUCCUGGACAGUCCCCGAAGGACAGUUUGACCAAUUCGUGAUCCAGUACAAGAACGGGGAUGGGCAGCCCAAGGUGGUGCGGGUGCCAGGGCACGAGGACCAGGUCACCAUCCCCGGCCUGGAGCCGGACCACAAGUACAAGAUGAACCUGUAUGGCAUCCACAGUGGCCAGCGUGUGGGCCCCGUGUCUGUUGUCGGGGUGACGGCUGCAGAGGAAGAGACCCCCAGCCCCACAGAGCCCAGCACAGAGGCCCCAGAGCCCCCUGAGGAGCCGCUCCUGGGAGACCUGACUGUCACAGCAUCGUCCCCAGACUCCCUGAGCCUCUUCUGGACCGUCCCCCAGGGAGACUUUGACUCCUUCAGUGUCCAGUACAAGGACAGUGCUGGGCGGCCCCAGGUGGUGCGUGUUGGGGGCCAGGAGAGGGAGGCCAUCGUGAGAGACCUGGAGCCUGGGCGCAGAUACAAGAUGAACCUGUAUGGACUCCAUGAUGGCCAGCGUGUGGGCCCUGUGUCCACCGUGGGCGUGACGGAGGAGGAGACCAUGACCACGCAGGUGGUGCCCACCACAACCCCUAAGAAACCCAUCCUGGGCGAGCUGACCGUGAUAGAUGCCACCCCUGACUCCCUGAGCCUCUCCUGGACAGUCCCCGAAGGACAGUUUGACCAAUUCGUGAUCCAGUACAAGAACGGGGAUGGGCAGCCCAAGGUGGUGCGGGUGCCAGGGCACGAGGACCAGGUCACCACCGGCCUGGAGCCGGACCACAAGUACAAGAUGAACCUGUAUGGCAUCCACAGUGGCCAGCGUGUGGGCCCCGUGUCUGUUGUCGGGGUGACAGCUGCAGAGGAAGAGACUCCCAGCCCCACAGAGCCCAGCACAGAGGCCCCAGAGCCCCAUGAGGAGCCGCUCCUGGGAGACCUGACUGUCACAGCAUCGUCCCCAGACUCCCUGAGCCUCUCCUGGACCAUCCCCCAGGGAGACUUUGACUCCUUCAGUGUCCAGUACAAGGACAGUGCUGGGCAGCCCCAGGUGGUGCGUGUCGGGGGCCAGGAGAGGGAGGCCAUCGUGAGAGACCUGGAGCCUGGGCGCAAAUACAAGAUGAACCUGUAUGGACUCCAUGAUGGCCAGCGUGUGGGCCCUGUGUCCACUGUGGGCGUGACGGAGGAGGAAGUUACGACCACACAGCUGGUGCCCACCACAACUCAUGAGCCUCCUCCUAAGAAGCCACGUCUAGGAGAGCUGACCGUGACAGACGCCACUCCUAACUCCCUGAGCCUCUCCUGGACAGUCCCCGAAGGACAGUUUGACCACUUCCUGAUUCAGUACAGGAACGGGGAUGGGCAGCCCAAGGUGGUGCGGGUGCCAGGGCACGAGGACCAGGUCACCAUCCCCGGCCUGGAGCCGGACCACAAGUACAAGAUGAACCUGUAUGGCAUCCACAGUGGCCAGCGUGUGGGCCCCGUGUCUGCUGUUGGGGUGACAUGUGAAGACCCCAGCCCCACAGAGCCCAGCACAGAGGCCCCAGAGCCCCCCGAGGAGCCGCUCCUGGGAGACCUGACUGUCACAGCAUCGUCCCCAGACUCCCUGAGCCUCUCCUGGACCGUCCCCCAGGGAGACUUUGACUCCUUCAGUGUCCAGUACAAGGACAGUGCUGGGCAGCCCCAGGUGGUGCGUGUCGGGGGCCAGGAGAGGGAGGCCAUCGUGAGAGACCUGGAGCCUGGGCGCAGAUACAAGAUGAACCUGUAUGGACUCCAUGAUGGCCAGCGUGUGGGCCCUGUGUCCACCGUGGGCGUGACUGCGCCCCUGCCCACAGAGCCCCCCAUAGAGCCCCGCCUGGGGGACCUGGCUGUGGCAGAUGUGACUUCCAGUACUGUGCGCCUGUCUUGGACCGUGGCCCAGGGCCCCUUCGACUCCUUCCUCGUCCAGUACAAGGAUGCCCAUGGGCAGCCCCAGACGGUACCUGUGAGCAGAGACCUGAGUGAGGUCACCGUCUCAGGUCUGGACCCGGCCCGCAAGUACAAAUUUCUCCUCUUUGGACUCCAGGGUGGAAAGCGCCAUGGCCCUGUUUCCGUAGAUGCAAAAACUGUGGCUUCCUCUCCUCUCCAUCCAGACACAAAGCUCCUUCCUCGUCUUGGGGAGCUGACGAUGACAGACGUGACCCAGAACUCUGUGGGUCUCUCCUGGACUGUCCCCGAGGGCGAGUUCGACUCCUUCCUGGUCCACUACAAGGACAGGGGAGGGCAGCUCCAGGUGGUGCCGGUGGCAGCAGACCAGCAUGAGGUCACCAUUCCCGGCCUGGAGCCCAAUAGGAAAUACAAGUUUCUGCUCUAUGGCCUGACAGGCCGCAAACGGCUGGGCCCUGCCUCUGUGGAGGGCACCACAGCCCCCCUGGAAAAGACGCCACAGCCCCGCCUCGGUGAACUAACAGUGAAGGGAGAGACCGCUGACUCUCUGCGCCUCUCGUGGACGGUGGCCCAGGGCCCUUUUGACUCCUUCCUGGUCCAGUACAGAGACAGGGAUGGGCAGCCCCAGACAGUGGUCGUGGCUGCAGACCAGAACGAGGUCACCAUAGAGGGUCUGCAGCCACACCGCAAGUACAAGUUUCUGCUCUAUGGGCUGGCUAGAGGAAAGCGCCUGGGGCCCAUCUCUGCCCUCGGAGUGACAGCCCCAGAAGAGGACAUGUCAACCCCAAGCCCCACUGAACCCCCUGAAGCCCCCCGCCUGGGGAUGCUGAAAGUGACAGAGGCAACCCCAGAUUCCCUGCGCCUCUCCUGGAGUGUGGCCCGUGGCCCCUUUGACUCCUUUGUGGUCCAGUACCAGGACACAGAGGGACAGCCCCAAGCCCUGCUUGUUGAUGGGCACCAGGACAAGGUCCUCAUCUCAGGCCUGGAGCCCAGCACCUCCUACAAGUUCCUCCUCUAUGGCCUCCGUGAAGAGAUGCGCCAUGGGCCUGUCUCUGCAGAGGGUACCACAGGUCCAGUUCCUGCUGGUCAGACCCCAGGGGACCCGGGGCCCCGCCUGUCCCAGCUGUCAGUGACGGACAUGACCACUAGUUCUCUGAGGCUAAACUGGGAGGCCCCUCUUGGUUCCUUUGACACCUUCCUAAUACGCUUUGGGGUCCCCUCACCAAGCACCCUGGAGCCGCAUCUCCGUCCUCUGCUGCAGCGAGAGCUGAUGGUGCCGGGGACGCUGCGUUCAGCUGUGCUUCGGGACUUACAUCCUGGGACCCUGUACAGCCUCACUCUGUAUGGGCUGCGUGGGCCGCACAAGGCAGACAGCAUUCAGGGCACUGCCCGCACCCUCAGCCCAGUUCUGGAGAGCCCCCGUGACCUGCAAUUCAGUGAAAUUGGGGAAACAUCAGCCAGAGUCAACUGGGUGCCGCCACCAUCCAGGGUGGACAGCUUCAAAAUUUCCUACCAGCUCGCAGAUGGAGGAGAGCCACAAAGUGUGGUAGUGGACGGCCGGACCCAGACCCAGGUCCUCCAGGGGUUGAGCUCAGACACUCGCUACGAGGUGACUGUGGUCUCCGUCCGUGGCUUCGAGGAGAGUGAGCCUCUCACAGGCUUCCUCACGACAGUUCCCGAUGGCCCCACCCAGCUGCGUGCACUGAACUUGACUGACGGAUCCGCCCUUCUGCACUGGAAACCCCCCCACAAACCUGUGGACGAGUACAACGUCCAGGUCGCAUCCCCUGGGGCCCCACCCCUGCAGGCCUCAGCACCCGGCAGCGCUGUGGACUACCCGCUGACAGACCUGGCGAUUGACACUAACUACACGGCCACCGUGCGUGGUCUCCGAGGCCAGAACUUCACCUCGCCAGCCAGCAUUACCUUCACCACAGGGCUGAAGGCCCCCCAGGACUUGGAGGCCAAGGAAGUGACCCCUCGCACGGCCCUGCUCACUUGGACUGAGCCCGAAGUCCCACCCACAGGCUACCUGCUCAGCUUUGACACCCCUGGAGGACAGAUUCAGGAAAUCCUGCUUCCAGCAGGAACCACCUCCCACCGGCUUCUCCGCCUCUUCCCUUCCACCUUCUACAGAGCCCAGCUGCGGGCUGUUUGGGGCGAGAGCCUCACGCCCCCUGUGUCCACUUCCUUUACUACAGGUGGGCUGCGGGUCCCCUUCCCCCGUGACUGUGGGGAGGAGAUGCAGAACGGGCCCAGCACCUCAAAGACGACCACCAUCUUCCUCAACGGCAACCGCGAGCGGCCUUUGGAUGUGUUCUGUGAUAUGGAGACCGAUGGAGGCGGCUGGCUGGUGUUCCAGCGCCGCAUGGACGGACAGACAGACUUCUGGAGAGACUGGGAGGAGUAUGCCCAUGGUUUUGGAAACAUCUCCAGGGAAUUCUGGCUGGGCAAUGAGGUCCUACACAGCCUGACGCAGGCUGGAGACUACUCCAUGCGUGUGGACCUGCGGGCUGGAAAGGAAGCUGUGUUCGCCCAGUAUGACUUCUUCCGCGUGGAUUCGGCAACGGAGAACUACCGCCUGCACCUAGAGGGUUACCAUGGCACCGCAGGGGACUCUAUGAGCUACCACAGCGGCAGCGUCUUUUCCGCUCGUGAUCGGGACCCCAACAACUUGCUCAUCUCCUGCGCUGUUUCUUAUCGGGGGGCGUGGUGGUACAAGAACUGUCACUAUGCCAACCUCAACGGGCUCUACGGGAGCACAGUGGACCACCAGGGAGUGAGCUGGUACCACUGGAAGGGCUUCGAGUUUUCAGUGCCCUUCACGGAAAUGAAGCUGAGACCCAGAAACUUCCAGGCCCCCGCCAGGGGCAGCUGAGCCUGUUUCCCACCUCGCUCAUACCCCAGUAUGACUGCCGAGCACUGAGGGGUCGUGCCAGAGAAGAGCCAGUGAGCCUCUACUGCCUAGCUCACCAAGGAGGCCUUCUUUACCACGAUCUCACAGCACCAUGUUUACAGGGGGGAGGGGAGGGGUUAGUAACGGAGCAAUAAAGGA
This is a messenger RNA of Arvicola amphibius (Eurasian water vole), 12307 nucleotides long. RefSeq names its product tenascin XB (gene Tnxb). NCBI's taxonomy places the organism in Eukaryota, Metazoa, Chordata, Mammalia, Rodentia, Cricetidae. Gene Ontology annotation, molecular function: protein binding. The record is from RefSeq and is a predicted model, not a curated record.